CAUUGGUAGUUCGAAGGCACUAGCUUCUGCAACACAUCGGUCAAAGAAACAAACAGAAAACAACAACAACAACAACACGCAACCAUGAUGGACGCCAUUGUGCAACUGAUCCGAAACUUCCUGUGCUGCGUGAAGGACUGGGAGCUCUUCUCCGACACGGCCUUUUACGAUCCGGCCCACACCAACUCCCUCCUCAAGAGCUACCUCGGGGUGGAACUCCCGCAGUACGUCGACAAGACCACCCCCCUCGAGGCGAUCAUCUCGAUCACGCAGCUCUACGCCUGCCUCUCCUGCGCCAGGAGCGGCAUCGCCCUGGCCUGGACGUCCGCCGGGAAGCUGAGGCGCGUCGUCCGGCUGCUGGAGGGCCGCCUGUCGGCCGUCGCGGCCCUCGACCGAAGCUCCCCCAAGACCGAGAUCGCGGCGCACCGCAUCGUCAACGAGAGCCUCGUCAAGGAGGCCAAGGCGGCCGUCCGCAACGUCUUUGUCGGGCUGCUGGUGGCGCCGAUCGGCUUUUCCUUUUUCUGGCUCUUCGCCAACUCGUGGCACGUCACGGAGGCCGGCUGGAUCGGUGGCCUCACGGCGCUCAUCGACGCACUUACGGUGAUGGAGGUCGCGCUCGUUCCCCUGCUCUACUACAUGCUGGUGGACGGCUUUGAGCAGUUCCGCCUGGCCAGGGAAACCAAAGAGUGCAUCGACGUCGUCGCGUCGUCCAAGACAAGCAAGGACUCGUCCUUCGACACGGAAUACCUGAACGUGACCCGGUACGAGUUCAUGGAACCGGGGUGGGUGCCCUUCUACGAGAGCGGGAUCGGUGCCAUGGCCAGACCCAGCGACAAGGAGGAAACCGAACAGAUGGCCGGAGAAACAAAGCGUGUGAAGCAAACCCUGGACCUCUGGUUUGCCGGAUCGGCGUCGUCCAGCGGCAAGGACGACUCGAAGGAAAAGGACGCCAAGAUCCGGGGGGAGGCCAUCGACAAUGCCCUCGCGACCAUGAACAAAUCGCUCUUUGGCCUCUCCGCCAAGGGAUACCGGGAGUUCCUGUACCUGGUGCUGAACUUUGUCGCCUUUUACGGAUACCUGAUGGCGAUCGUCGGCUUUUACUACCCCGACGACGACUUCCAGCCGGGAUGGAUCAAGGGGAUGAAGUUUGGUUACGACAACAACUUUGCCGACUGGUCCGGGAAUUUUGCGGGGGACCUGAUGUGGACGAUCGAGCCGGCGGUCAUCCUGGCGAGCCCGGCCCUGAUUUCCUACCUGCAGCCCACCACGGAGCAAAAGCCGGCGGCAAAAGCCAAAACGGAGUAGAAAGGGUGUGGAACAGAAGCGCAAAAACCAAUCGAACAGAGUGGGCUGCGGCAUUGUGGCACGCGGCGAUUCUCGGACGCAUUAUUCGAUCAGCAAUGGAAAGGAACAAACAAUAUGAAUGUCCUAGCAACACAUUAAUAACUAUUGGGAAGUUAGUUCAUGCUCUGUGAGAAAAUAUCGUCACCAUCUAUAUGUUUGCUACCACUACUAAUAGAAAUAUUUAGGGACU
This is a messenger RNA of Pseudo-nitzschia multistriata, 1534 nucleotides long. Lineage: Eukaryota; Bacillariophyta; Bacillariophyceae; Bacillariales; Bacillariaceae. The record is from the annotation of a GenBank genome assembly.